Drosophila pseudoobscura is the source of this 1150-nucleotide messenger RNA. RefSeq lists its product as uncharacterized. Lineage: Eukaryota; Metazoa; Arthropoda; Insecta; Diptera; Drosophilidae. The transcript has a single exon. The record is from RefSeq and is a predicted model, not a curated record. Bases 31 to 447 code for a protein of 138 amino acids.
CAACUCUUUGCCCAGGCCACGGCCCCGAAGAUGGGACCAGGCUUGGGUCUGGGACUUGGCGUGGAGCAGGAGCAGGAGCGGGAGCAGGAACGGGAGCGAGAGCCAGAGCGGGACAGCAUCGAUGGUCACAAUUAUGCAGAGAUCGAUGUGGUCAAUGACUCGGACUUUUGCUACCUAACGAAUCUCAACAAUUACUACCAGGAGCAGCGCCUCAAUGCCCUACGCCGAGGUAUGCCUUCCCUGCCGGAGAUGAAGACGACAGCCACUUCGACGAGUCCCUGGCAUGAGCAUGAGCCCAAGGAGGAUCCGCCCAAAAGCAAGCCCACGCCAUUGCAAGUGCUGAGGAAUCCCAAAAAGUGGAGGGUAACCCGUGCCGUGGAUGAUAUUGUAAAGGUGAUGAUUAUUGCCUCCUCGGAGCAUGUCCUCGACUACGAUGUGCUGUGGUAGGAGGAGGAGGAGGAGUAGAGGGAGGAGUAGGAGCAUCGCCAGUAACGAUAUAUCUAUCCGCGCACACACUCACACACACACACACAUGCUAUAUAUCUAGUCAAAAAACUCCCAAUUGCCAUACAGAAAUAUUGUAAUCUCGCUAGAGUCUUUCCCUUCCCUCUAGGGAUUAUGCUUUGAGGCUCACUCCCCAUGCCCCGGGCCCCCAUGCCCCGCCAGAGAUUGUAUAUAAAAAACGAAAACGUUUGUUAAUGUUACUCCUCCCAGAAACAACCGCCCCUACGCCCCUCCCCCUCCAACAAACAAAAAAAAGCGAACAAAUUGCAGAAUACUCAGAGGAAGCACUUUAAUCAUCAAUAAAUCGAUGGAUUUACUAACGAAAAGCAACUAAACAAAUGCCUAUGCUAAAUGUCUAGCCGUUAAACCUUUAAUCCCCCUUAGCCCCCUCCCCUUCGUAUAAAGUUUAUCCAAAGUGCAUAUAGGAUAUAGAAAUAAUACGAUCCUAUACAUCAUACUCGUACAUAUAUGUAUAAAUCGUAUGAUUCGAUUGAGUGUCUAGUUAAAUAACUAACAAACGACUAAAAUUAGUUUGAUGUCCACUCGAUUUGGCACAUCAGAAGGGUUUUUUUUAAUAUAUGAUAUCCUACAUACAUAUAUACACACACACACAUAUUUAUACGUAACUGAACGAACAAACUGACAA